Chanos chanos (milkfish) is the source of this 4904-nucleotide messenger RNA. RefSeq names its product ATP binding cassette subfamily C member 1 (ABCC1 blood group) (gene abcc1). The transcript has 32 exons. Gene Ontology annotation, cellular component: basolateral plasma membrane. Bases 1 to 4596 code for a protein of 1531 amino acids. Gene Ontology annotation, biological process: xenobiotic transport; glutathione transmembrane transport. The record is from RefSeq and is a predicted model, not a curated record. Gene Ontology annotation, molecular function: ATP hydrolysis activity; ABC-type xenobiotic transporter activity; ATP binding. Lineage: Eukaryota; Metazoa; Chordata; Actinopteri; Gonorynchiformes; Chanidae.
AUGGGUAUUGACAGCUUUUGCAGUCUUGACGAUUCUGACCCAUUUUGGGACUGGAACCGGACAUGGCAUGCACACAAUCCAGAUCUGACACAGUGUUUCCAAAACACAGUGCUGGUUUGGAUUCCCUGUGUCUACCUCUGGGUGAUUGCACCAUUUUACUUCCUAUACCUCAAAAGCCAUGACCGAGGUUACAUAUGUAUGACUCACCUCAACAAAGCCAAAACAGUUAUUGGGUUUCUGCUGUGGAUUAUCUGCUGGGCAGAUGUUUUCUACUCUUUCUGGGAAAGAAGCCAGGGUGCAGCCAAAGCACCUGUCUAUUUAGUCAGCCCCACAGUGCUUGGCAUUACAAUGUUGCUGGCGACAUUUUUGAUCCAGUAUGAGCGGAUUAAAGGGGUCCAGUCAUCAGGGGUCAUGCUGAAUUUCUGGCUUGUAGCUGUAGUCUGUGCUACAGUUACUUUCCGAUCCAAGAUCUUGCUGGCUCUCAGUGAGGAUGCUGAGGUUGAUGUGUUCAGAUACACAACCUUCUACAUCUACUACAGCCUGCUGUUUGUGUCACUCAUCCUCUCCUGUCUGUCAGAUCAGCCUCCCCUCUUCUCCCAGGUCGUCAAAGACCCGAACCCCUGUCCAGAGUCUGGAGCCUGCUUCCUUUCCAGGAUCACCUUCUGGUGGAUCACUGGAAUGAUGGUGCACGGAUAUAAAACACCUUUGGAGGAGAAGGACCUGUGGUCCCUCAACGCAGAAGACCAGUCACAGAGGGUGGUACCGCAACUGGAGCGCCGCUGGAACCAGGAGUGUGACAAGGUCAAAAGGCCACUUCAAAAGUCGCUUUACUCCCCGAAACGAUCUGCAAUAAAUGAGAAAAAGGAUGAACAACCCAUUGAAGAGUCUGAGAUUUUGAUCGUGAAAACGCCCCAGAAAGUGGGGGAGCCCUCCCUCUUCCUCGCCCUCUGCCGCACCUUCGGACCCUACUUCCUGGUCAGCUCUGUAUACAAGAUCAUCCACGACAUCCUGAUGUUUGUCGGUCCAGAGAUUCUCAGGUUGCUGAUUCUGUUCGUGAACGAUUCCAGCGCCCCCUCCUGGCAGGGUUACUUUUACACAUCUCUGCUGUUUGUGUGCACCUGCGUGCAGACGCUCAUCCUGCAGAAAUACUUUCACGUGUGCUUCGUGACGGGCAUGAGACUACGCACAGCCAUAGUGGGAGCUGUGUACCGGAAGGCCCUGGUCAUCACCAACGCGGCACGUCGCACCUCAACAGUGGGAGAGAUCGUCAACCUGAUGUCUGUGGACGCACAGCGCUUUAUGGAUCUCAUCACCUACAUCAACAUGAUCUGGUCUGCCCCCCUGCAAGUCGUCCUGGCCCUCUACUUCCUCUGGCAGAACCUGGGUCCGUCCGUAUUGGCUGGCGUGGCCGUCAUGGUGCUGAUGGUUCCGCUGAAUGCCGUCAUUGCUAUGAAAACCAAGACCUAUCAGGUGGCUCAGAUGAAGAGCAAGGACAACCGAAUCAAGCUGAUGAAUGAGGUUCUGAACGGGAUCAAGGUUCUGAAGCUGUAUGCCUGGGAGCUGGCCUUCAAAGACAAGGUGUCCGCCAUCCGUGAGAGCGAGCUUCGUGUGCUGAAGAAGGCCGCCUACCUGGGAGCCGUGUCCACCUUCACCUGGGUCUGCGCUCCCUUCCUGGUUGCCCUGUCCACGUUUGCUGUGUACGUGCUGGUGGAUGAGAAUAAUGUGCUGGAUGCUCAGAAGGCCUUUGUGUCGCUGGCCCUGUUCAACAUCCUGCGUUUCCCCCUCAACAUGCUGCCCAUGGUCAUCAGCAGCAUGGUGCAGGCCAGUGUGUCCAUGAAGCGUCUGCGUGUGUUUUUGUCUCACGAGGAGCUGGAUAAAGACAGCGUAGACCAUAGAGCCAUCACCGGAUCUCCUGACAGCAUAACCGUCGUCGACGGAGCGUUCAGCUGGUCGAACAAUGACGCCCCUACUUUGAAGAGAAUUAACAUGCGUAUCCCUGAGGGGGCUCUGGUGGCUCUGGUGGGACACGUGGGCUCCGGGAAGUCUUCUCUGCUCUCGGCCCUGCUUGGAGAGAUGCACAAACAGGAGGGCUCUGUCUCUGUCAAGGGAUCGGUGGCGUAUGUGCCUCAGCAGGCCUGGAUCCAGAAUGCCACCCUGAGGGACAACAUCAUAUUUGGGCGGGAGAAGAAGGACAGCUGGUACCACAGAGUGGUGGAGGCCUGUGCUCUCUUACCAGACCUGGAGAUUCUACCUGGUGGAGACAUGACAGAGAUUGGAGAGAAGGGUGUGAAUCUCUCAGGGGGGCAGAAACAGCGUGUUAGUCUGGCCAGAGCCGUGUACUGCGACCGUGCUGUGUAUCUGCUGGAUGACCCUCUGUCUGCUGUGGAUGCUCACGUUGGCAAACACAUCUUUGAGAAGGUCAUCGGCCCACAGGGCAUACUGCGGGACAGGACGCGUGUGUUGGUGACCCACGGGCUGAGUUUCCUGCCCCAGGUUGACCUGAUCCUGGUGAUGGUGGAUGGGGAGAUUACAGAGAUGGGAUCUUACACAGAGCUGCUGGGAAGACAGGGAGCCUUCGCCGACUUCCUGCGCACCUACGCCAACGCCGAGCAGGAGGCAGAAGAGGAGUCUGCAGGAGAAGAAGGGAGGGCGAAAGAGGAAGAGAAAGGGGAGACUGAAGAUACAGUGCCACGGAAAGGAUUAGAGAAUGGUGGCCCCGCCUCUUUGCUGAGGCAGAGUCAGACAUCCCUCAGUGCAGCCAGCUCAGCUAAGUCCAUGAUAAAGACUGAUCCUUCAGACAGCGCAGGAGCCAAGACCAAGUCCACAGAUGCAGCCAAACUGACGGAGGCAGACAAAGCCAACACUGGCAGGGUUAAACUGUCUGUAUUCUGGGAGUACAUGAAAGCUAUCGGCCUUUGUCUGUCCAUUACUAGCAUCUUUUUGUUUUUCGCUCAUCACCUGGCCUCUCUGGGCUCCAAUUACUGGCUGAGCCUGUGGACUGACGACCCGGUGGUCAACGGCACACAGCCGUACAGGAAGAUGCGUCUGGGGGUGUACGGGGCCCUGGGGCUGUCGCAGGGUGUGGCAGUGUUCUGCUACUCGGUGUCUGUGUCCGUUGGUGGCAUCCUCGCUUCCCGGUACCUGCACGAGACCAUGCUCCACAACGUCCUGCGUUCCCCCAUGGCCUUCUUCGAGCGCACGCCCAGCGGGAACCUGGUGAACCGCUUCGCCAAGGAGACCGACACCAUCGACUCGGUCAUCCCCAGCAUCAUUAAGAUGUUUAUGGGCUCCCUGUUUAACGUGCUGGGCUCCUGUGCCGUCAUCCUCAUCGCCACGCCCCUGACGGCCAUUAUCAUCCCCCCUCUGGGUCUGCUCUACUUCUUCGUGCAGCGCUUCUACGUGGCGACGUCUCGGCAGCUGAAGCGACUGGAGUCGGUGAGCCGUUCGCCGGUCUACACGCACUUUAACGAGACGCUGCUGGGAACCACGGUCAUCCGGGCGUUUGGCGAGCAGCAGCGGUUCAUCCGAGAGAGCGACGGUCGCGUGGACCACAACCAAAAGGCUUAUUUUCCCAGUAUCGUGGCCAACCGUUGGCUUGCGGUGCGGCUGGAGUUCGUGGGGAACUGUAUCGUGACUUUCGCCGCGUUGUUUGCUGUGGUGGGAAGAGAGAGCCUGAGCCCUGGAAUCAUGGGUCUGUCCAUCUCCUAUGCCCUACAGGUCACUGCCUCUCUGAACUGGUUGGUGCGCAUGUCCUCUGAACUGGAGACCAACAUCGUAGCCGUGGAGAGGGUGAAGGAGUACGGCGACACUGAGAAAGAGGCUGAGUGGCGUUUGGAGAACUCCAGCCCUCCUGCAGGAUGGCCCACGGCAGGACACAUAGAGAUACACAACUUUGGGCUAAGGUACAGAGAGGACCUAGAGCUGGCCAUCCGAAACAUCACGGUCACCAUCGAAGGAGGAGAAAAGGUGGGGAUUGUGGGAAGGACAGGGGCAGGAAAAUCGUCUCUGACCUUAGGGCUGUUUCGCAUCAUUGAAGCAGCGCAGGGUGAGAUUUGCAUUGAUGGAGUGAACAUCGCCAACCUUGGUCUUCAUGACCUGCGUUCUCGAGUCACCAUCAUCCCACAGGAUCCGGUGCUGUUUUCUGGAUCUCUGCGCAUGAACCUGGAUCCCUUUGAUGGUUACUCAGAUGAGGAGGUGUGGAGAGCUCUGGAACUGGCACAUCUGAAGAAUUUUGUGUCUGGUUUGCCUGACAAACUCAACCACGAGUGCUCAGAGGGAGGAGAGAACCUCAGUUUGGGCCAGCGGCAGCUGGUUUGCCUGGCUCGAGCUCUCCUCCGCAAGACCAAGAUUCUGGUUUUGGACGAGGCCACGGCAGCUGUGGAUCUGGAGACAGACAAUCUGAUCCAGUCCACCAUCCGCACCCAGUUUGAAGACUGCACCGUUCUGACCAUUGCACAUCGACUGAACACCAUCAUGGAUUACACCAGGGUUCUGGUUCUGGACAGAGGUCAGAUGGCAGAGUUUGGUUCACCAUCCAGUCUAAUAGCCAAGAAAGGAAUAUUCUAUAAGAUGGCCAAGGACUCGGGUUUGGUGUGAUGGGUGGAAAGGGAUGGUCUGAUCCCCUACGUGCUGCCAGAGUCCCCGUCUUUCUCUCACACUCUUCUCCCUGGAGUUGCUCUGGGAGGAGAGCGGUGGAGAGGGGGGGGCUGUUAACUGCGGGCGAUGCUCGUUUUGAACUCUGGACUAUCACAGUGUGAUUCCACUCCACUGUCUCUGAUCUCUCUUCUCCCUCUCGCUGUUAUCGCUCCGACUCUAGCGCCUUCUCUCUCUCUAUAGCUAAAGGUUUCAACCGCUGCUUUGGAGUAUUGCCUGAUGCCUAUAUAAUUCAGGACUGAUGAGUGUGU